Triplophysa rosa is the source of this 1525-nucleotide messenger RNA. It is a transcript of the gene acp5a, whose product is annotated as acid phosphatase 5a, tartrate resistant. Gene Ontology annotation, biological process: bone resorption. The record is from RefSeq and is a predicted model, not a curated record. NCBI's taxonomy places the organism in Eukaryota, Metazoa, Chordata, Actinopteri, Cypriniformes, Nemacheilidae. Bases 1 to 1092 code for a protein of 363 amino acids. Gene Ontology annotation, molecular function: ferric iron binding; ferrous iron binding; acid phosphatase activity. The transcript is spliced from 6 exons.
AUGAAACGAACAGUUGAGGAAUUGCUCGCACAAGAAAACAUCAAGAACAGAGGCACACAUAGUGAGAUGGCGUCACCACUGAUGUUGGUGUUUUUUACUGCGCUCCCUGUGGUCCUCUGCUACCAUUCCUCAUUCAUUGACCUGGAAGCUAAAGGAAGUAACAAGUCCUCCAUCAGGUUCCUGGUUGUUGGAGACUGGGGAGGUCUGCCGUAUCCUCCUUAUGUUACCCCUAUAGAGACAGCCACUGCUCGCAUGAUGGCCAAAACCGCUUCCACGAUGGGCUCCGACUUUGUUCUUGCUGUUGGAGACAACUUUUACUACAAGGGUGUAACUGAUGUGAAUGACCCUAGAUUUCAGGUUACUUUUGAAAACGCAUAUACUCAAGAUUCUCUUAACAUUCCAUGGUACGUCAUUGCUGGCAAUCACGACCAUGCAGGAAACGUUCUUGCUCAAAUUGAGUACAGUCAACGAUCAAAACGAUGGAACUUCCCUUACUACUAUUACGAGAUGAACUUCCGCAUUCCUAAAACUGACAGCACAUUGACUAUCAUCAUGCUUGACACUGUGUUGCUGUGCGGCAACUCCGAUGACUUCCUAGACCAGCAGCCUAAAGCUCCCCACAGCGGCGUUCAGGCCAACAAACAGCUGAUCUGGCUUCAGGAGCGUUUGGCCAGGUCUAAGGCGGAUUAUCUCCUGGUGGCUGGCCAUUACCCGGUGUGGUCCAUCUCGGAGCAUGGGCCCACUGACUGCUUGCUGAAGAAACUGAGGCCACUGCUGAGGAAGUACAAGGCCACGGCAUAUCUGUGUGGCCAUGAUCAUAACCUACAGUACCUCAAGGAGUCUGGCAUCGGUUAUGUGGUUAGUGGAGCUGGUAACUUUAUGGAUCCUGACGUGCGGCACCGUAACCAGGUUCCCCGAGGCUACCUCAAGUUCUUCAACGGUGAUGCCGCCACCCUGGGUGGGUUUGCCCAUGUGGAGGUCAAUAAGAAGCAGAUGACCGUUACGUUUAUCCAGGCAAGAGGGACGUCUCUUUACCAGGCUGUUCUUAAGAAGCGUGACGAUUAUGUAAGCGAAGAUGAGGAUUAUGAUUGAAACGUUUAAGCAAAAUGUUUUAAUGUGGUUUUUAGUGUCUAGACAAGAAAUCGGUUGAGCAUUAAAUAUUUAUAGAUGUUAAGGUUUUAGUGCUUUUAAGGAAGAAAUGUGUGGGUUUGUUUGAGAACAUGUGAUGGUUUUAAAAAACUAUUAAAUGACUCCUUUAAACUAAUCUGACUAGUUUCUCAUGUUUUCUUGCCCCAGUCUGUGGUGGUCAAGUCUAAUUGUUGGACUUCAGUCAAUACUACUCAUUACUAUGGCCGGAUGCACAGCACAAUGAGCUGAAACAUGUUCUCAUUAAGCCAUGUUAACUUUCGGUGCCUUCCGAACGGGGCAUUUUGUCCUUCGAAGGGCACUUGUUCCAAACUAAUUGCAAACCUUUUGGUCUCUGACAUUUGUGGUGUUAUGCAGGGUGUGCUUUGGGAUUCCUUGU